AUGAGAUUACGAUUUGCACCUUCACCCACAGGUAGUCUACAUAUUGGUGGUCUACGUACUGCUCUAUUUAACUUUCUGAUUUCUUCAAAACUUGGUGGUUCAUUGAUCCUGCGUAUUGAAGACACAGACAGAAAACGUUAUCAAGCAGGCGCAAUUGAUAGCCUCAUUAAUUCGCUCACUUGGUCUGGAAUAACUUUCAACGAAGGUCCUCACAUCGGUGGCCCAUUCGGAUCUUAUAUCCAAUCUGAGCGAUUAAGUUUAUAUAGAAACGCAAUUGAGCAGCUGUUGGAGUCAAACGCUGCUUACCGUGAUUACGCUAGUCCUGGGCAUCCAGUUAAGACGUGCGAUCAACACUUACACAAACCACACGUCGUUAGAUUCAAGCUACCUCAAUCUGACACUCACUUCACUGACACCGUCUAUGGUGACAUCACUUUCCCCUCAUCUAAACAUCCCCAAAUGGGCUUCACUAAUGACCCUAUUCUCCUCAAAUCUGACGGAUUCCCUACUUACCACUUAGCCAGCGUUGUAGACGAUACUCACAUGCAGAUUUCUCACGUUCUACGCGGUGAAGAAUGGCUCUCUUCCAUGCCAAUCCACUUGGCUCUCUACAAAGCUCUAGAACACCCUCCACCUAAUUUCGCCCACCUUCCACUGCUCAUCAACCCAGACGGUUCGAAGCUAUCCAAACGGUCUGGAGAUGUAUCUGUUGAUACUUAUCAGGCUAAUCAAUGGGAACCUGAAGCUCUGAUUAACUUCACCGCUCUUAUGGGUUGGAAUGCUUUGCGCACGGCUGAUCCUACCAACCCAUCAGAUUUCUUAUCUAUCCAAAGUCUAAUUGAUCGCUUUGAUCUCAGGGACGUUCCUCACAGACGCGCUGCUAUGUUUACUGGCAAGUUGCAGUUCCUCAACAAGCAGCACCUCGGCAAAAAAGUAGAGCAAGGCGAUAAAGGUGUACUUGAUAGAUUCAGAGCUAUGCUCGAUCUGCACCUCUUUGUCGAUGGAUUCCAAUUCGAUGAUGAGUAUUUACUUCAUGUACUCAUCCUCAUUAAGGACCGCAUCAAUAACCUCAGUGAAGCGGCUCAGAUGGGCGACUAUUUCUUCGUCGAACCUUUGUACAACUCGCUCGACGCUAAGCUCGCGUACGAUAGUACUACUAAGGAUAAUAUAGAUGCAGUUCUGAAAGCCGUAUCUAACGCCUUGCACAAUUUACAAGACUGGCAGACAGACACGCUCAACUCUCACCUCAAACACCAACAAAAAUUACUUAAUUUGAAGACGAAUGAGUUCAUGAUGCCAUUGAGAUGGGCUCUCACUGGUAAGAAGAUGGGUCCGAGUAUUGCACCAACCAUGCAACUACUCGGUAAAGAAAGAACAUUACAUAGACUACUAAAAUAG
Molecule: messenger RNA, 1398 nt
Organism: Wallemia ichthyophaga EXF-994
Lineage: Eukaryota; Fungi; Basidiomycota; Wallemiomycetes; Wallemiales; Wallemiaceae
Product: Glutamate--tRNA ligase
Exons: 6
Coding region: 1-1398 (465 amino acids)
Biological process (GO): glutamyl-tRNA aminoacylation
Molecular function (GO): tRNA binding; zinc ion binding; ATP binding
Source: RefSeq, a predicted model, not a curated record